This is a messenger RNA of Chinchilla lanigera (long-tailed chinchilla), 7180 nucleotides long. It is a transcript of the gene Agrn, whose product is annotated as agrin. Lineage: Eukaryota; Metazoa; Chordata; Mammalia; Rodentia; Chinchillidae. Gene Ontology annotation, molecular function: calcium ion binding; laminin binding. Gene Ontology annotation, biological process: receptor clustering; G protein-coupled acetylcholine receptor signaling pathway. The record is from RefSeq and is a predicted model, not a curated record.
CUGCUCGGCGCCCGCGGGACGUGCCCAGAGCGCGCGCUGGAGCGGCGCGAGGAGGAGGCGAACGUGGUGCUCACCGGCACGGUGGAGGAGAUCCUCAACGUGGACCCGGUGCAGCUCACGUACUCUUGCAAGGUUCGAGUCUGGCGGUACUUAAAGGGCAAAGAUGUGGUGGCCCAGGAGAACCUGAUGGAUGGCGGCAACAAGGUGGUGAUCAGUGGCUUUGGAGACCCCCUCAUCUGUGACAACCAGGUGUCCACUGGGGACACCAGGAUCUUCUUUGUGAACCCAGCUCCCCCCUAUCUGUGGCCAGCCCACAAGAAUGAGCUCAUGCUCAAUUCCAGCCUCAUGCGGAUUACUCUGCGGAACCUGGAAGAGGUGGAGUUCUGUGUAGAAGACAAACUUGGGACCCACUUCACGCCAGCCCCUCUGAUGCCUCCUGAUGCGUGCAGGGGAGUGCUGUGUGGCUUUGGGGCCGUGUGUGAGCCUAGCAUAGAAGAUCCAGGCCGGGCCUCCUGCGUGUGCAAGAAGAGUGCCUGCCCAGCUGUGGUGGCACCUGUGUGUGGUUCAGACGCUUCCACCUACAGCAGCGAGUGUGAGCUACAGCGUGCACAGUGCGUCCUGCAAAGGCGUAUCCGUCUGCUUCGCCGUGGGCCCUGUGGGUCCAGGGACCCCUGCAUCAAUGUGACCUGCAGCUUCGGCAGUACCUGUGCCCGCUCACCUGAUGGGCAGACAGCCACAUGCCUGUGCCCAGUGACCUGCCACGGGGCCCCAGAGGGCACUGUGUGUGGCAGUGAUGGCGCCAAUUACCCUGGUGAGUGCCAGCUGCUGCGCCACGCUUGUACACGCCAGGAAAACAUCUCCAAGAAGUUUGACGGCCCCUGUGACCCGUGCCAGGGAGCCCUCGCUGACUUGAGCUACAUCUGUCGUGUCAACCCACGCACACGGCGCCCAGAGAUGCUUCUGCGGCCAGACAGCUGCCCUUCCCGGCGCUCCCCUGUGUGCGGGGAUGACGGGGUCACUUAUGAGAAUGACUGCAUCAUGGGCCGUGCGGGGGCCGUCCGCGGCCUGCUCCUCCAGAAAGUGCGCUCUGGCCAGUGUCAGCCUCGAGAUCAGUGCCCUGAGGCUUGCCAGUUCAAUGCCGUGUGCCUGUCUCGCCGUGGCCGUCCCCGCUGCUCCUGUGACCGUGUCACCUGUGAUGGGGCCUACAAGCCCGUGUGCGCCCAGGACGGGCACACAUAUGACAGUGAUUGUUGGCGCCAGCAGGCUGAGUGUCGGCAGCAGCGUGCUAUACCCCCCAAGCACCAGGGCCUGUGUGCCCAGGCCCCAUCUCCGUGCCAUGAGGUGCAGUGUGCGUUCGGGGCGACAUGUGCUGUAAAGAAUGGGAAAGCUGUAUGUGAGUGCCAACAGGUGUGCACAGGCAUCUAUGACCCCGUGUGUGGCAGUGAUGGCAUCACGUAUGGCAGCGUGUGCGAGCUGGAGGCCAUGGCCUGUGCCCUGGCGCAGGAGAUCCGGGUGGCCCGCCGAGGACCCUGUGACCAGUGUGGGCAGUGCCGUUUUGGAGCCCUGUGUGAGGCUGAGACCGGGCGCUGUGUGUGCCCCUCUGAGUGUGUGGCCUCAGCCCAGCCUGUGUGUGGUUCUGAUGGAUACACAUAUGCCAACGAAUGUGAGCUACAUGUCCACGCCUGUACUCAGCAGAUCAACCUGCAUGUGGUCUCGGCUGGACCCUGCCAGACGUGUGGGGACACAGUGUGUGCCUUUGGGGCAGUGUGCUCAGCUGGGAAGUGUGUGUGUCCUCGCUGUGAGCACCCCCCACCAGGCCCUGUGUGCGGCAGCGAUGGUGUCACCUACCCCAGUGCAUGUGAGCUGCUGGAAGCUGCCUGCCGGCAGCAGAUACAAAUCAAGGAGGCCCGGGCAGGGCCCUGUGAGCAAGCUGAAUGCGGCUCAGGAGGCUCUGGCUCUGGGGAGGAAAGCGAGUGUGAGCGCGACCUGUGCCAGCAGCGUGGUGGCAUCUGGGAUGAGGACUCAGAGGAUGGGCCAUGUGUCUGUGACUUCAGCUGCCAGAGUGUCCUGAGGAGCCCAGUGUGCGGCUCAGAUGGAGUUACCUAUGGCACUGAGUGUGACCUGAAGAAAGCUAGGUGUGAAUCACAACGAGAACUGUAUGUCGCAGCUCAGGGAGCCUGCCGCAGUCCCACGUUGGCACCGCUGCCACCUGUUGUUCUCCCACACUGUGCCCAGACCCCCUAUGGCUGCUGCCAGGAUAAUGUCACUGCUGCUCGGGGUGUGGGCCUGGCUGGCUGCCCCAGCACCUGCCAGUGCAACCCACAUGGCUCCUACAGUGGCACCUGUGACCCAGCCACAGGGCAGUGUUCCUGCCGACCAGGCGUGGGGGGCCUGAAGUGUGACCGCUGUGAGCCUGGCUUCUGGAACUUCCGUGGCAUUGUAACUGACAACCUGAGUGGCUGCACUCCCUGCAGCUGUGACCCCCGGGGUGCUGUACGGGACGACUGUGAGCAGAUGACUGGACUGUGCUCCUGCAAGCCAGGCGUGGCUGGGCCCAAGUGUGGGCAGUGUCCAGAUGGACAAGUCCUGGGCCCUGGUGGUUGUGAAGCAGGCUCCUUGGUCCCCAAGACCUGUGUGGAGAUGCACUGUGAGUUUGGAGCCUCCUGCAUGGAGGAAGCUGGUUCUGCCCGCUGUGUCUGUCCAGCCCUCACAUGCCCAGAGGCCAAUGCCACUAAGGUCUGUGGGUCAGAUGGCAUCACAUACGGCAACGAGUGCCAGCUGAAGACCAUCGCCUGCCGCCAGGGCCUGAACAUCUCCACCCAGAGUCUUGGCCCAUGCCAGGACACCAUUGCUCUUGGCACACACCCGAUGUCUGCCUCUGUGACCCCCCUGGAGCAUGUUCUGAGUGAGGCACUGCCGUCCCCCCCCAGUGCCCUUCCCCUGGUACCCAGCAGCGUCCCCCACAGCCAGGCUACUCCUCCACCGUCAUCACAACUUCGGACAACAUCUAGCUUCCCCAGGCCCACGGCAAGACCUGUGCUAACCGUGCCUCCCAUGACAGCCUCCACGGCCACGAGCCUCGCCACAUUGGCCUUCGGUGAAUCGGGCAGCGCCGACGGGAGUGCUGACGAGGAGCUCAGCGGGGACCAGGAGGCCAGUGGGGGAGGCUCUGGGGGACUUGAGCUCCCCAUGGGCAGCAGCAUGGUGACCCCUGGGGCACCCAUUGAGAGGGCUUCCUGCUACAACUCCCCUUUGGGCUGCUGUUCAGAUGGCAAGACCCCCUCGCUGGAUGCCGAGAGCUCCAACUGCCCUGCCACCAAGGCGUUCCAGGGCGUGUUGGAGCUGGAGGGGGUCGAGGGGCAGGAGUUGUUCUACACGCCCGAGAUGGCUGACCCAAAGUCGGAGCUGUUUGGGGAAACUGCCCGGAGCAUCGAGAGCUCACUGGAUGACCUGUUCCGAAACUCAGAUGUCAAGAAGGACUUCCGGAGUGUUCGCCUGCGGGACCUGGGGCCUGGCAGAUUGGUCCGAGCGAUUGUAGAUGUGCACUUUGACCCCACCACAGCCUUCAGGGCUCCCGAUGUGGGCCGGGCCCUCCUCCGGCAGAUCCAGGCAUCCAGGCGCCGGGCCCUGGUGGUGAGGAGGCCUCUGCAGGAACACAUACGAUUCAUGGACUUCGACUGGUUUCCAGCCUUCUUCACCGGAGCCGCCACGGGAGCCACGGCUGCAGUGGCCACGGCCAGAGCCACCACUGCAGGACAACCACGCUCCUCUGCUGUAACCCCUCGGGCCUACCCCAGUCACACCAGCCGACCUACUGGCAAGACCACAGCACCCCCCACCACACACCGACCACCCACCACGGCCCCCAGCCGCAUGGCAGGACAUUGGCCCAUUCCCCCAGUGCCCCAGCAGCCUCUGAGGCCCUGUGCCUCCCAGCCCUGCCUCCACGGGGGCACCUGCCAGGACCAGGACUCUGGCCAAAGCUUCACUUGCAGCUGCCCAGUGGGCAGGGGUGGUACCAUCUGCGAGGAGGUGCUGCGCCCCUCCGUGCCUGCCUUCAAGGGCCAAUCCUUCCUGGCCUUUCCCACCCUCCGCGCCUACCACACACUGCGCCUGGCACUGGAAUUCCGGACUCUGGAGCUGCAGGGGCUGCUGCUCUACAAUGGCAACAAUCACGGCAAAGACUUCCUGGCACUGACUCUACAGGGUGGGCGGGUGCAGCUCAGGUUUGACACAGGUUCUGGGCCAGCAGUGCUGACCAGCUCUAUGCCUGUGGAGCUGGGCCGGUGGCACCGCCUAGAACUGUCAAGACAUUGGCGCCAGGGCACACUCUCUGUGGAUGGUGAGAGCCCUGUCGUGGGCGAGAGCCCCAGUGGCACAGACGGCCUUAACCUGGACACAGACCUUUUCGUGGGUGGCGUCCCAGAGGACCAGGCUGCUGUGGUGCUGGAGCGGACCUCUGUUGGGGUUGGCCUGAGGGGCUGCAUCCGCUUGCUGGACAUCAACAACCAGCGGAUGGAGCUGGGCAGCUGGCAGGGAGCUGUGGCUCAGAGCUCUGGUGUGAGCGAGUGUGGGGAUGACCCCUGCAUGCCCAACCCCUGUAGCAGUGGAGUGCCAUGCCAGGCGCUCGAAGCUGGCAUGUUCCACUGUCAGUGCCCACCUGGCCGUUUUGGUCCGACCUGUGUCAGCAAGAAGAACCCCUGCCAGCCAAAUCCCUGCCAUGGAGCAGCUCCUUGCCAUGUACUACCUGAGGGAGGCCCUAAGUGCGAGUGCCCUCUUGGGCGUGGAGGUCCCCUGUGCCAGAUAGUGUCGGAGGGGGAACAUGGCUCCCAGCCCUUCCUGGCUGAUUUCAGUGGCUUCUCUUACCUGGAGCUGAAGGGCCUGCACACCUUUGAACGAGACGUAGGGGAGAAGAUGGUGCUGGAGGUUGUGUUCCUAGCCCGUGGCCCCAGUGGCUUGCUCCUCUACAAUGGACAGAAGACAGAUGGCAGGGGGGACUUUGUGUCACUGGCCCUGCGUGACUGGCAUCUAGAAUUCCGUUACGAUCUGGGCAAGGGGGCUGCAGUCAUCAGGAGCAAGGAGCCAGUAGCCAUAGGCAUCUGGACAAAGGUCUCACUGGAGCGAAACGGCCGCAAGGGUGCAAUGCGUGUGGGUGAUGGGCCCCGUGUGCUGGGGGAGUCCCCGGUGCCACACACCGUGCUCAACCUGAAGGAGCCACUGUAUGUGGGGGGCGCCCCUGAUUUCAGCAAGUUGGCCCGGGCAGCUGUAGUGUCCUCUGGCUUUGACGGUGCCAUCCAGCUGGUCUCCCUGGGAGGCCGCCAGUUGCUGACCCGGGAGCAUGUGCUGCGGGCAGUGGGCAUCUCACCCUUUGCAGACCAUCCUUGCAUGCAAGCCUUGGGCCACCCCUGUCUCAAUGGAGCCUCAUGUCUCCCACGGGAAGCUUCCUACGAGUGCCUGUGUCCCACAGGCUUCUCAGGGCCGCACUGUGAGAAAGGGCUGGUUGAGAAGUCAGCGGGGGACCUGGACACACUGGCCUUUGAUGGGCAGACCUACAUCGAGUACCUCAAUGCUGUGAGGGAGAGCGAGAAGGCACUGCAGAGCAACCACUUUGAACUGAGCCUGCGCACCGAGGCCACUCAGGGGCUGGUGCUGUGGAGUGGCAAGGCCACGGAGCGUGCAGACUACGUGGCGCUAGCCAUUGUGGACGGGCACCUGCAGCUGAGCUAUGACCUGGGCUCCCAGCCGGUGGUACUGCGCUCCACUGUGAGGGUCAACACCAAUCGCUGGCUGCGGGUCCGGGCUCACAGGGAGCAGAGGGAAGGGUCUCUUCAGGUGGGCAAUGAAGCCCCUGUGACUGGCUCCUCCCCACUGGGCUCCACACAGCUGGACACAGAUGGAGCCCUGUGGCUCGGGGGCCUGCAGAAGCUGCCCAUGGGCCAGGCCCUGCCCAAGGCCUAUAGCACAGGCUUCGUGGGCUGCCUACGGGACGUGGUGGUGAGCGGGCACCCACUGCACCUACUGGAAGAUGCAGUCACCAAGCCAGAGCUGCGGCCCUGCCCUGCCCCGUGACCAGCAACCAAGACCCACCCACCCUGCUGUAAUUAUUUUCUAUUUUUGUAAACUUGUUGCUCUUCGAUAUGAUUUCCUUGCCAGUGUGUUGGCCAGAGGGACUGCUGGCCUGGCCUUCUUCCUGUCCAGGUAGCUGUGCUGCAGAGACAUGUGGUGCCAGAGACUCGCAGGGUCCAUACGCAGCCUCAGGACCAGCCUCUCUGCCUCAGGGCAGCACAAGCAGCCCCUUGCACUGUGUGUCCCCAGUGUGUCCACCUCUGUUGGUCCCUUGUAUUCCUGCUUCCCAUGUCACCAUGUUCUGCUGGAUAAGGUCCAUGUCCCAGAGUGGGGGAGCUGCAGGCUUCAGUGGGGCCUUCCUCCGAGCAAGCCCCAGGGCCUCCUGGUUCCCACUUACACUCCUCUUGCUGUGGGCGAGCCUCGCCUGGGCUAGCCAGGACCCUAGGCCCCUCUGCCAAUACUGUGACCUAGAAAUAAUGUUACUUUUGGGCCCAUGUCCUAUACCCCAAGUGUGUCUGCUAACUCCCAGGUGCUAGGGGACAAAGGCCAGGGCCAGGCCCACCUAGGGCACCUCACUGGCCCUGCCCAUCCACCCUGGAUGUAGACCCCUUCCCCACACUCCAGGCCCAGUGAGGAGCUCCUGAGGGAGUGGACCACUGUUUGAUGCGGCCUGCUGCGUGGGCAGCCACCCUCCUUCCCUCGGGUGGGUGUCUGGGCCUGACCACCAACCAUGUUCUUCAAACACUGGUCUCAUUUAAUGCACAAAGGUCACACCUUUUCUCCUUCUGUCCUGGCCCCACAGUAGUACAGGUUGCCAACCAGGUGUGAGGGAGGCUGUCCUCAUUGAGUGUGACCGGGGAUAGCCUGAUAUCUGACCAAGGCCAAAGGGCAGAUGCAGGUGCGGCAGACAUGGCAGUGGAGCUAGAAAUGCCUUAAACUGCAGCAUCCAUCCUACCAUCCCCUCCAUGCAAGCUGUGGAAGGCCAUUGAAGGCUGGUGGGGUGGCAGCCUGGCCCCUCUGCUGGGGGAAAGGGAGGCGGGAGGGAGCUGCAUGGUGUCUUGUUACUAACUCCAGUGCAUCCGUCAAACACCAUGAAAUAAAGUGUAAACACAGA